Messenger RNA from Ochlerotatus camptorhynchus, 990 nucleotides. RefSeq names its product LDLR chaperone boca (gene boca). The transcript has 2 exons. Gene Ontology annotation, biological process: protein folding. Bases 212 to 778 code for a protein of 188 amino acids. The record is from RefSeq and is a predicted model, not a curated record. Lineage: Eukaryota; Metazoa; Arthropoda; Insecta; Diptera; Culicidae.
GAUCGAUAGAGUGUGUGAAUGUAGGCAUCUAUCUGUGUACAGUGGAAUAUGUAUUGUAUUGUAACCGCUGACAAGCCAGUUUCAAGUGAAUACGUCAUUCGUUGUAUCUAGCUCGAAAGAAGUAUAAGCAGAAAUUAGUAUCACUUCGAUUAAAAGUUAUUGUUAAGUACAAGUAUUCGGUGAAUACAACGUAUUGUAAAAUUACUUCACAAUGCACAAACAUCUCCUAGUCGUACUGUUGAUAGCCAGCUUGAGCUGUUUCGUUGAAGCGAAAAAAUUCAAGGAAGGCGAGAAACCGGCUUGGGCUAAGAAGAAUAUCCGAGAUUACACGGAUGCUGACCUGGAACGGCUAUUGGAUCAGUGGGAUGAGGAUGAAGAACCGCUGGAACCGGAUGAGCUACCGGAACAUCUCCGCCCAGCGGAACCAUUGGACAUGUCCAAGCUGGACAUGACCAACCCGGAAAAUAUUCUCAAAGCAUCCAAAAAGGGCAAAACGUUGAUGACCUUUGUGACGGUCAAUGGCAAUCCCAGCCGGGCGGAAGCGGAAGAGAUCACAAAGUUGUGGCAGACGAGUCUGUGGAAUAGCCACAUUCAGGCGGAACGGUACAUGAUUGAUGACAACCGGGCGAUUUUCAUGUUCAAAGAAGGAUCCCAGGCGUGGGAUGCGAAGGAUUUCCUGGUGGAACAGGAACGGUGCCUGCAGGUGACGAUUGAGAACAAGGAUUACAAGGGCAAGCACAACAAGGACGCGGAAGAAGAGGCGAAGGAUGAACUGUAAUUUCUCGGUUGAUUUGAGUGUGGUUGAAUAGUUUACCGUGAUGGGAUCUGAAAUUUACGUAACUAUUAAGAUAUUAUUUCAUACUUUCACUAGAGCAAGUUUUUCCUUUGAACCCGGUUGUAGGGUAAUGAUUGUCCGAGUGUAAUUCCAUAUGCUGCUGCACUGACUGAUAUAGCGAUGUUUUGAGUAAAAGCAUUUGUUAAUUAAAUCUU